This is a messenger RNA of Beauveria bassiana ARSEF 2860, 573 nucleotides long. RefSeq names its product flavin dependent monooxygenase. The coding region runs from base 1 to 573 and encodes 190 amino acids. The record is from RefSeq and is a predicted model, not a curated record. The transcript is spliced from 2 exons. Gene Ontology annotation, molecular function: N,N-dimethylaniline monooxygenase activity; flavin adenine dinucleotide binding; NADP binding. Lineage: Eukaryota; Fungi; Ascomycota; Sordariomycetes; Hypocreales; Cordycipitaceae.
AUGACGUGGCCGCAGUUCCCAGCCCGAUUCACCCCGGCAUGGAGUCAAACAUACCGAGCGUUAUGCAGUUUGACACGCCCAUUUCCCAAGGGAACGCCGUUGCUGGCAGAUGCGGAACAAGUGCUCAAGUAUAUACCGGAUUAUGGAAAGGGGGUCUUGCACCUCGUCAGAUUUCGACACCAAGUGAUAGAUGUCUCUGCCAAACGUCAGGAGGACGGACCAUACUGGAGGCUGAAAGUCCUCAACCUCAACAACCGGACAGUCCUUUCUCUCUGCUACGAUGCCGCCGUUGUAUCAAAUGGCCGAUACAACAAGAUAUACGAACCUUCUAUCCCUGGAAUUGAUGACUGGAAGCGUUUGGACCCCCGAUCAGUGUUGCAUUCAAAAAGAUUUCGAGACGCGAAAGAGUUUGAGGCAAAGCACAUAUUUCAUGUCGGCCACCCUAAUUUGGCCUUUGUCAUGCUCCACCUGCGCGUCGUCGCGUUUCCAUUCGCCGAAUCCCAGGUUGCUGUCAUUGCAAGAGUCUGGUCCGGUCGCCUGCGUCUCCCACCCUAUGAGGAGAUGGCCACUUAG